Messenger RNA from Helianthus annuus (common sunflower), 477 nucleotides. Its product is annotated as pelargonidin 3-O-(6-caffeoylglucoside) 5-O-(6-O-malonylglucoside) 4'''-malonyltransferase-like. NCBI's taxonomy places the organism in Eukaryota, Viridiplantae, Streptophyta, Magnoliopsida, Asterales, Asteraceae. Bases 1 to 477 code for a protein of 158 amino acids. The record is from RefSeq and is a predicted model, not a curated record. The transcript has a single exon.
AUGGAACAAGCGAACAACGUCGAAUCCAAGGCUUCUUUUCUCAUCCAAGCAGUUGCGUUGAGAGAUAAAGUACUCCCCGAACUGCACACGAAUUCGUGUGGGAAUUUUUUUGCGAUAGCGCCUUCACGACUCAGGCCCGGUGAAGGGGAAAACAUCACUUAUCGGGACUUUUUCAUGAUUUUGCGUGACUCGGUUAGUAAAACAGUUCAAGAUUGUACUAAAAUGCUUACACAAGGCAAUGAAGAAUAUGAAGUUGUAAUUGAUCCGUAUCUUGAAACGAAUUGGAACACGUCUCCUGAUAAUGUUGUGAACAUGGGCUUAUAUAUCUUCAGUUCUUGGUGCAAAUUUUCAUAUUACCAAGCUGAUUUUGGUUGUGGUAAACCGGUUUGGGCAAGUCCCGGAAAGCUUCCAACCCAAAAUUUCGUGAUCUUGAUGGAUGAUAAUGAGGGUGAUGGUGUCGAGGCAUGGGUUCAUUGA